AUCCUUUGCAUAUUUUACAAUUAAAGACAGACUGCCCCAGAUCCUCACAAGAGUUAUUGAUACUCUGCAUCGACAUAAAAAUGAAUUUUUUGAAGAACAUGGUGAGAAGGGUGUGGAAGCAGAGAAGAGAGCUAUAUCUUUCCUCUCCAAGCUGCGGAAUGAACUGCAAACAGACAAACCAGUGACCCCUUUAGAAGAUGAGCUGCCUGAUGCUGCUCUGUGGAACCAGUACUUAGACUACCAACGAAAUUUAGCAAAUGGGAGUGGAGAACUGAGUUGGUUUCAAUCCCCUUGGUUAUUUGUAGAGUGUUACAUGUAUCGAAGAAUUCACGCAGCACUAGCACAGAACCCACCUAUUGAGAACUUUGAUGUAUUUAAGGAAGGAAAGGCUCAAAAUUUCUUCGAAUCCCAAGAGGCUGUUAUUGCCUUAUGCACUUACUUUCAGGAACUUCUUAAAAACAUCAAGGAUCUAGAUGAAAAGCAACUUCAGGAGGAACUUUUUAAGCUAUUGCAGGUGUCAUUGUGGGGCAAUAAGUGCGACCUUUCUUUUUCAGCCGGUGAAGUCAGCUCUCAGAAAUCUAGUCUUUUACAAUCCCUGGAAAACCUGUUACCUUACAUUGUGGUGAAUGAUAUGGAAAAAAUUUGGUCACUAUUUGUAAACACCAAAAAAAGAAAUACAGAAAAAAGUAAUGUUAGAGUUGACAUAGUCCUGGAUAAUGCCGGAUUUGAACUCGUGAGUGAUUUUGUGUUGGCUGACUUCCUGUUAUCAUCAAAGCUAGCUGAUGAAAUCCAUUUUCAUGGAAAAAGUAUUCCAUGGUAUGUUUCAGAUACCACAAAGCAUGAUUUUAACUGGACUGUUAAACAACUGCAAUCAGCUAAUCAUAUGUGGAUGUCUAGAUGUGGGAUAAACUGGGAGGGCAAUUUGAAAAAGGGAGUUUGGGUUUACCAUGAUCACAUGUUUUGGACUUUGCCACAUGACUUUUCCAGUAUGGCUGGAGUUGCUCCUGACUUGUAUGCUGAUCUACAGAAGUCAAACUUGCUUUUUUUCAAAGGUGAUCUAAACUAUAGAAAAUUAACAGGAGACAGAAAAUGGGAAUAUACUGUUCCAUUCCAUCAAGCCUUGAACAAGUUUCAUCCUGCGCCUCUCUGUAGUUUGAGAACACUGAAAUCUGAUAUUCAGGUUGGCCUAAAACCCGGCCAAGGGGAAGAAAUUCAGGCUUCUGAACCUGAAUGGAUGGUGAAUGGAAAAUACGGGGUAGUCCAGAUUGAUGCUGCUCUCUAAUUAAAUGGUUCCUAACAUUCUGAAAGAGAGAUUUGGUCCGAGUUUUAACUACUUUUUCUCUUCCAUGCUUGGCUUUGGCAGAGACUCUUUUUUGUUAGUAUUUUUUCCUCCCAAGUGAUUUGUUGGUUUUGUUCCACAAGACUUUAAUGUGCUGCAAAAAUCUACGAACUGUCUUUUAGACAUAAA
Molecule: messenger RNA, 1468 nt
Organism: Nestor notabilis (Kea)
Lineage: Eukaryota; Metazoa; Chordata; Aves; Psittaciformes; Psittacidae
Gene: DCPH1
Product: chromosome unknown open reading frame, human C6orf211
Exons: 4
Biological process (GO): DNA damage response
Cellular component (GO): nucleus; cytoplasm
Molecular function (GO): phosphatase activity
Source: RefSeq, a predicted model, not a curated record